CAUCCAAAGAGAGAGUCCACGACAAGAAUCAUCAAGAGAGAGAAACAAGAUGAGGCACCACCACCUUCUCCUGCUCCCCUGCCUCAUCCUCCUCCUGACCGCCGGCACCGCCGCCGGGUCAAAGGCCAAACCCAAGGCGGUCAGCCCGGGCGUCGCGGCCGAUUUCGUGCGCCGCUCCUGCCGCUCCACGAGCUACCCGCGCGUCUGCGAGAGCACCCUGGUCCCCUGCGCACCCGCCGUGGGCCGCAGCCCGCGGCGCCUGGCGCGGGCCGCGCUCGUCGUGGGCGCCGACGGCGCGCGCAACUGCUCCGCCUACCUGCACGGUGGUGGCGCCACCUCCUUGGCCGGCGGCGCGAUGAAGGACUGCGCGGAGCUGGCGCGCGACACGGAGGAGCGGCUGCGGCAGUCGGCGGCCGAGAUGGACCGGAUGGGCCGCGCCGGGAGCCCGCGGUUCGCGUGGUGCCUGAGCAACGUCCAGACGUGGGCCAGCGCCGCGCUCACCGACACCUCCACCUGCCUCGACUCCCUCGGCCAGACCCAUGGUGGCAAGGACAAGGACGCCGUCAAGCAGAGGGUGGUGGCCGUGGCGCAGCUCACCAGCAACGCGCUCGCGCUCGUCAACAAGCUCCACCCGGCGCCGCACCGCCUGUAGCCUCUACUGUUAAUUCCUCCAUGCCCCCUCCAUCUCCAUCGCCAUGUAUGGAUCGCUGCUACUAAGUAAUAACAAGUGCUUGCCCAAUUUC
Molecule: messenger RNA, 743 nt
Organism: Phragmites australis (common reed)
Lineage: Eukaryota; Viridiplantae; Streptophyta; Magnoliopsida; Poales; Poaceae
Product: 21 kDa protein-like
Exons: 1
Coding region: 50-652 (200 amino acids)
Biological process (GO): negative regulation of catalytic activity
Molecular function (GO): enzyme inhibitor activity
Source: RefSeq, a predicted model, not a curated record